Messenger RNA from Populus euphratica (Euphrates poplar), 3028 nucleotides. Its product is annotated as ankyrin repeat-containing protein At3g12360-like. Gene Ontology annotation, molecular function: protein binding. The transcript is spliced from 9 exons. Lineage: Eukaryota; Viridiplantae; Streptophyta; Magnoliopsida; Malpighiales; Salicaceae. The record is from RefSeq and is a predicted model, not a curated record. Bases 294 to 2678 code for a protein of 794 amino acids. Gene Ontology annotation, cellular component: membrane.
UGCUGGCUCUUGUGAUUAUUAUUUUUCCUGUUAAUUAGCAGUCGUUUUUUGCCUUUGCUGAAACCUGGCAUGUCCUGAAUGUUGAAACUUGAAAACAAAGAAUGGACGCUAAUGGAAUUAUUGUAAUAUAAGAAAACUAAAUGGGAAUUUUGUUAAUCAAGUCCUGCCCGGUUUCUUUUAUUUAUAUCCGUUCCCCAUCUCUUCUCCUCCACUAAACCUCUUCUCUCCCAUUGCCAACUGCUCACUCAUCUGCUCCAAGAGAACUUUAAGAUAGACAAAGAAGAGAAGGCUAAAUGGGUACACCUCCAUUUUUUAUGAAGAAAGUCUACGAAGCAGCCUCGGAAGGAGACUGGAAUUCGAUGAAAACAGCUUACAAUGGACCACAUGAUAAGUACGUGAUGGCUCCAAUAACGGUUUUAAAAGAUACUGCAUUUCACUUGGCAGUGUAUAGCAGAAAGGAUGAACCGCUUAAAAGUCUACUUAAUAUUGUUGCUAAAAAAUCAAUUCCCUGGAGUCCCUGUACAUUAAAGAAUGCGUAUGGAAACACUGUUCUUCAUGAAGCUGUUUUUACUGGAAAUAUGAAAGCUGUAGAGCUCUUGCUCCAGUUUAACCCUAAUCAACAGUGUGAUACUUCAAAGCAACUGGAGACUAAAAACGCGCUUGGGGAGACUCCAUUGUAUAGAGCUGCUUCAUGUGGUAAGAAAGAAAUAGUGGAGUAUUUAGUUAUAAAAAUGAAGCAAAUCUACAAGGGAAAGCUAUUAGAAGAGCACCGCAGGAGAGGAAAUUUAGAUAAAGAAAAGAAUAAUAACUCCAGGAAAGUAGAUUUAAAGCCGAUUCUUCAUGCUGCUAUCGAAGGACAUCACUUUGAAACUGCUCUGACGUUGCUGAAACGGGAUCCAUCACUUGAUGAUAUGAAGGACGAACAGGGCAGGACCUGUCUUCAUCUCCUUGCUGAGAUGCCUCGUGCUUUCAAGAGUGGAUGCGCAAUGCCCAAAUAUUCCAUUAGGAACCUGAUAUACUAUUGCCUUUCCGCAUCAAAUGGUGAUGUUGACCAGAGCAAGAGUAAAAAAGGCCAUUCCUCCGCAAAUGGUGACCAGAGCAAGAGUGAAGAAGGAUACAAAGAGCUAAAUUUCAAAGUGAACCUUGACAAUGAGUUCCGCAAAGAAAUUCAAUAUGGCGCUAACUAUAUAUCAUAUAUAGACAUAUUUUUCAUCUGCGAGGAAGUUGUCAUUGAAAAAUUGAAGGAAUCUCAAAGUCCAGAUACAGAAGGCAAUGAAGUUCAAGAUAAUGGAUCGAUGGAAUCUCAAAGUCCACAUAGAGAAGGCAAUAAAGAUAAUAGAUCGAAGGAAUUUCAAAUUCGAGAUGGAAAAGGCAAUAAAGUUUUUGAUGAUGCUUCCACAUUGAAGAUGUUGUUUUUGCAUGAACAUGAACAUGAACAUGAACAUGAAAAACAAAUUUUCUUGUUCGUUGAUACAGCUCCAAAAUGUAGACCUCAAUACUACUCAAGUGAACCUCAUAAAGGAUGGAAGGUGGGAAGAAUCCAAGAAGAAAAGGACAAGCAUGAAUCUGCAUUGAAACUUGCCCAGGAGCUUAUAGAAAAGAACAAGCGUCAUUGGUGGCAAUCUAUCAAUGUAGCAGAUUCUAACAAAGUUAAUAUCGAAACCCCUGGUCAAGGAGGAAGAGGACAAGGAGGAGACCCAAUCCCGUUGUUUAUAGCAAUUAGUAGUGGAAUAGAAGAGAUUGCUAAAGAAAUACUAGAAAAAUUUCCUCAGGGUGUUGAGCUUGUUAAUGAAACAGGACAGAACAUAAUGCAUGUAGCUGUGAUGCAUCGACAGCGGGAGAUUUACCGUUAUGUAAAGAAAAAGUUCAAACCAAUUAUGGUCAGGCUGAGUUCGAGGAUCGAUAAUAAUGGCUACACAUUGUUACACCACGUUGCACACAUGAAGCACUACCGUGGAGGAACCAGGGCCGGCCCUGCACUCAAGCUACAAGAAGAAAUACAAUGGUUCAAGCGGGUGCAGAGGGCGGUUCCACCUUAUCUGUCUGAGCAGCGGGCACCGAGGGAGGUUCCGCCAGACAAUGAAGGAAUGCAACGUGGGAAGGAAUUGACUGCACUCGAGCUCUUCCAAGAGGAGCAUAAAGCUCAACUAAAGUUGGCGCAAGAAUGGAUCGAGAAGACCUCUCAGUCAUGCUCAGCAGUAGCCGUUCUUUUGGCCACCGUUGUCUUCGCUGCCGCUUACACUAUACCUGGAGGUUCUGACGAACGUGGCUUUCCCAUUUUCCUUCACAACCGUUUCUUCUUAGCUUUCACUAUCUUGGAUGUUAUCGCCUUGGCUAGCUCCUUGACCUCAGUUGUGAUGUUCCUUUCUAUCCUCACCUCUCCUUUUGAAUAUGAGAACUUCUACCACAAUAUUCCUCGGAAACUGAUAUGGGGCUUCACUUUACUCUUCUUAUCAGUGAUGACAACCAUGCUUGCUUUUGCUUGCACCCUUUUUCUAAUAAUUCAUUUCAGAAAGAAAUGGACCACGGGUCUUAUUUCGUUUGCUGCUUUCCUUCCAGUGACAGUAUUUGCACUAAUGCAGUUCCCUUUAUAUGUCUCAUUUCCGAGCACCAUGGAGGACUUCUUUAAGGAAGCCAGGAAGUACCUGCCUCGAUAUUGCUACCCCUUAAGGAGGUGAAUAUUCUGUUUGGCUUACUAGCAGGUUACAAAAGAUAAGUUCUCCUAAACGUACGUGUUAAUGGGGACCAACUGUAUCAUUGAAGAAAGCAAGGGACUUAAGGAUUUGAAAGCAAGGGCUGGGAGUUCAAUUGGUGGCCUUUGAAAAUGUCUGUAAGGUCGUACGAGUCAGUAGACCUGCUAUUGUCUUUAGUUAAGUAUUUACUUGUGUUUUCGUUGUAACAGACUCUUCUUUAUGGGAGGCCAUGCCUCAGUUACUUUUCUCUUGUGACUAAGACACUCGAUGGAAAAUGAAACAUCUGUGAUUCAAUCUGACGCAGGACAAAUCAAUUUAGCUUGACAUUUUCCUUC